UCAACUCUCCACCAAAAGGCAACAACAAUGAAUCAUGAGAUCGAUGUUUCACCAUUUUUUCUAUGCCCUAUUUCACUUCAACUCAUGAACGAUCCUGUUACUGUCUCUACUGGCAUAACCUACGAUAGACAAUCCAUUGAAAAAUGGCUCUUUUCUUCCCAAAACAAUACAUGUCCUGUCACGAAACAGCAACUCUUACAUGAUCAUCAAAAUCUCAUUAUUCUCACACCAAACCACACUCUUCGUAGACUCAUUCAAGCAUGGUGCACCUUAAACUCCUCUUAUGGCGUUGAAAGGAUUCCAACUCCAAAACCUCCAACAACAAAAACCCUUAUAGAGAAACACCUUAAAGAAGCGUCUGAUUCUUCAGAUUCACCUCAUUUGCUUAUUCAAUCUCUUAGAAAGCUCAAAACAAUAGCUUCCGAGAGCGAAACGAAUCGCCGGUGUAUCGAAUCUGCAGGUGCUGUAGAGUUCUUAGCAUCAAUAGUGACAAAAAACAGCACAGGCUGUUCAUCUUUAUCUUCAACAACAGAAUUAACUGAAACUACCAUUCUUGAUGAUGAUGAUGAUAUGGAAGGGUUUGCUUUUGGCUUUAAUAUUGGUGCAGAAGAUGAAGCAGUGAACAUCCUUUACAAUCUUCAUUUAACAGAACAAGGUUUGAAAACUCUUCUGAACUUCAAAAAUGGAGAAUUUUUAGACUCUUUAUUGAGAUUAAUGCAAAAGGGUAAUAAUGAUUCAAGAACAUACGCAGUUUUUUUGUUGAAAUCUAUGUCAAAGGUUGCUGAUCCAUCAAAACUAGCCAAUCUAAAAACCGAGUUUUUCAUCGAACUAGUUCAGCUUCUUAAAGAUCAGAUAUCAAAAAAAGCGUCGAAAGCAACACUACAAACUUUAAUUCAGCUCGUUGAAAUUGGGAGAAAUAGAAUGAGAGCAGUGGAAUCUGGCUGUGUUCAAGUUUUGAUAGAACUUCUUCUUGAUUGUAAAGAAAGGAAGCCAUGUGAGAUGAUUUUGGUGCUUUUGGAGAUGUUAUGUCAAAGUGCUGAUGGAAGAUAUGAACUUUUAAGCCAUGGAUGUGGUUUAGCAAUUGUUUCAAAAAAGAUUUUGAGGAUUUCAACAAUGGCUAAUGAUAGAGCAGUGAGGAUUCUUCUAUCAGUUGCAAGAUUCUCUGCAACACAUAUAGUUGUUCAAGAAAUGCUGCAAAUAGGAGUUGUUGCUAAGCUUUGUUUGGUUCUUCAAGUUGAUAGUGGAAAUAAGGCUAAGGAGAAAGCAAGGGAGAUUCUUAAACUUCAUGCAAAGUGUUGGAGGAAUUCUCAUUGUGUACCUACUCAAUUGCUUUCUUCUUAUCCAUCAUCAAGUACUUGAAAAAUUAGAGGGUCUUUUUUACAUUGUUUACCCUUUUUUCUUUAUUAAUUUUUUGUAUAGAAAAUAUAUUUGUUUAAAGAAGGUUGAUUAGAUAGAACAAGGGAUAGGUCUGGAGUCUGUACAUAAAAUAAUAUCUCUCACAUGAAGAAUGGGUUGGAAACAAAUCGGGGUUGUUUAUUGUGAAUUAGAGCAGUAUGUGUACUGAUACAACAAAGUUUAUCAGGACAAUUUUGUUACUUGUUUUAAUUUAAUUUGUUUUUGAGUUUUACUUUAAUUUGUGUUGCUUAAAAUGAUGUAAGGAUUCAUUUCGU
Messenger RNA from Vicia villosa (hairy vetch), 1670 nucleotides. RefSeq names its product E3 ubiquitin-protein ligase PUB23-like. NCBI's taxonomy places the organism in Eukaryota, Viridiplantae, Streptophyta, Magnoliopsida, Fabales, Fabaceae. Gene Ontology annotation, biological process: protein ubiquitination. The record is from RefSeq and is a predicted model, not a curated record. The transcript has a single exon. Gene Ontology annotation, molecular function: ubiquitin protein ligase activity. Bases 28 to 1359 code for a protein of 443 amino acids.